Dichotomopilus funicola is the source of this 645-nucleotide messenger RNA. RefSeq names its product Fms-interacting protein-domain-containing protein. Gene Ontology annotation, molecular function: mRNA binding. NCBI's taxonomy places the organism in Eukaryota, Fungi, Ascomycota, Sordariomycetes, Sordariales, Chaetomiaceae. Gene Ontology annotation, biological process: mRNA export from nucleus; positive regulation of DNA-templated transcription, elongation. The transcript has 3 exons. The coding region runs from base 1 to 645 and encodes 214 amino acids. Gene Ontology annotation, cellular component: THO complex part of transcription export complex. The record is from RefSeq and is a predicted model, not a curated record.
AUGACGGUCGACGAACACAUCACCGAUCCUUCCUUGGCCUCUGUGGUUGAGACAUCCAAGGCCGCGAGGGACCAGGCGCAGGCCCUGGUGGCCCUGAUAGCGCAAGAAACGGCCGACAACACCAACGAUCCUAUCUCUGCCGAUGCCCUGACCGAGAUUUCGAAGCAGCAGAAGCGCCUUAACACCAACCUCGCUCACCUGAGGGGCUUGCACCGAGCUGCGCAUUUUCGUGCGCGCGAAACCAAGGGUCAGACCGCUGAGGCGCGACAUGAGGUCGAUGUCCUACAUCUACAGCUGCAAAAUUUACACUAUGAGCAAAGGCACCUGGAGGGAGAGAUUGCUGCUUGUGAAGGAUUUGACCACACGUACCAACUCCUUCCAUUGAUAUCGGUUGAAGAUUUUCUUGCGCAGCAUCCUGAGCAUGCGACGGCCGACGAAAAUACGUUAAUGGUAGCGCGGAUCAACCAAGAGCGGGCAGAGCGCGAGACUCUCGAGCAGCAGCGCGUGGAGCUGCAAAAGCGAAAGCAGAAGCUUAUUACUGAGAACAAGAGGCGCAGAGACGAUCUUGCGAACCUUGACAAGGACCUCGAGAAGUUCAUCGAUGCAGCGAAACCCAUCCAAAAAAUGUUCGAGAAAGUGGUCUGA